UGUUCAUUUAAAUUUGUGCAAAUAGAGAAAAUGAUGGAGAAGGAGGUAAUGGAGAAAGAGAAAGAAUGUCUCAAUGAAGGGGAAACAACUGAUAUUUUAUCAUCAGCAGAAGAUAAAGAGAAAAAAUUUGUUCUUGAAUGUGAUGUGUGUGGGCAAGAACAUCCUACUGAAGAAUGUCCUGAGCUUGGACUGUCCAACAAAUAUAUUCCUCAGAUUUCAAGAGCCAGACUUACAGUCCCACACUUUUUGAACCCUGUGGAGUAUCCAGAUGGAGGUGUUGGAAUCUUAGCCCUGCAGCCCAUUUCCAGCAAAACACAGCUGGGUCCAUUUGAAGCUAAGAAAACCAUGCAUGAUAUUGACAGAGACGAUAUAUUUGUUCUUAAAAUACUUUCCAAAGAUGAUAGUUUCAUAAGCCUGGAUGCCAGCAGUGAAGCCAAUUGCAAUUGGAUGGCAUUAGUCCAAGUAGCCAGAAAUGAGGAGGAACAGAACUGUAUGGCCUAUCAACUGGGGAUUAAUAUAUUCUUCAACACAACCAAAGAUAUCUCUGUUGGGGAUGAACUUAAAGUGUGGUAUGCACCACAGUAUGCCAAGAAGUUAAAAAAAUCUCUGAUGCCAGAUGGAAAAACUAAAUCAAUGCUUGGUGAGAUACUUUACACUGAUCCUGAUGAUGAAGAGCUAGAAGGCACAGAUGGAGAAUUGACUAAAGAUGCAGAUGCUAGUCGAGAUUCCUCAGAAAUUCACCCAGAUGAUGUUGAAGGUGACUACACAUGUAAACAUUGUGGGGAAAAAUUCACGUCACAAUUUUUGUUUGCCAAACACAUUCGAGACCAUCUAUUUCCAGUGUAUAACUACACUGAAGGACCUCCAAGGCGAGGCCGGAGACCAGUGCCCCUUAAAGUUGGAGAAUAUCGUAAUUACAUGCUUCCUAGGGGCAGGGGUAGGGGGAGAGGUCGGGGCAGGGGCCGUCCACGAGGAAGUGGAGCUAGGUUCAUACAUACAGAAACUGGAAGAAGACCUGGUAGACCUAGACAUAUACCUAUAUCCUCAACAGAAAGUGAUAUGGAUGUGUCACAAACUGACAGUUUUACAAAUUGUAAAAUAGAACCUACUGAAGAAACUGACAGUUUUACCAAAAUGGAAGCUACUGAAGAAAAUAAAAGUGAGAAAAAAAGGAGAGGGAGACCAAGAAAAGUCUUAGUUGAACCUCAGCCAGAAUCAAAUUCAACUCCUCCACCCCUAAAAGUACCUGACAUUACAGCUGAUACCAUUGAUAGUUCUGAUGGGUCACGUCCAAGGCGUAGUGCCAGGGGAUUUCGUGGUUUAGGAAAAUUAGGAAAAUGGCUGAAAUACCCUGGUGAAGCUUCUUCUGAUGAGGAAGCACCUGGAGGCUCUGAGGAUGAGGACAAAAAACCACCACGUCAAAGAUUUGGUGUGGCCAUGGCUGCCACUUUAAGAAAAGCUGCCCUAGAUGAAAUGACUUCCCCAGUAGCAAAAAAAAGGAGUCAUACAAGUGUUGUGGACUCAAAAAGUCAGCCAGCUUCAGCUAGUAACAGUGGUACUAAUAUAAAGAAAAAUACCAAUACAGAAAUAAAACCCAAUCUCAGUUUUGAAAAACCUGUUCUUUUAAAAGUUAAGUCCAGUGAAGAUGACAUUAAACAUGAAACAGGAAUUGAAAAACCCCUGCCAGUUCUAGAAUCCCCUAAAAAAUACAUAGUAAUAACCAAGGGAGAUAAAACUACUGCAUAUGAAAUAACAUCAGAUGGGAGUGAGCACAAAAUGACAGAAGCCCAAUCAGCACCAGACAAUACAGAGUCAGCAAUAGAGCAAGCACUUGAAGUGACAAUGAUUGAAGAUGUUAAAGAAGAAGAUCUUAAGACAGCUACUGUUAUUGAAGUGACUACUCAAGUUAAAGAUAGUGCAGAUAGUCAAGUUGUGAAUGUGACAGUAAACAAAGACCCUGAUGUGGAGGUGGGAACCCAAGAGGAAGUGAUAGAUGUACCGCAGCAUGAGAGGAAAAAUACUAUUGCUGACCUUGAUGGCACAGAUGCAUUGACUGCCCUAGUAAAUGCUGCCAUAUCAGCCGACAAAGUCCCUGAUCCCAUAGCAAUGGUUGCAGCUGAUUUAUAUGAGGAUAGAAGUAUGGAAGAGGAUGGUGACUCUGAUGAAUACAGAAUUAAUAUUAAGAAAAAUAAUAAGCAGUGGAUGGCUGUAGAUACUGGAGAGGAGGGAGAAGAUAGUGACAAUGAGAAGCCACAGCAGCCAGUCAGACAGAGGCGUAAAAAACGGCGCCGAGGAGAUGAUCCAGAGCUGGAGGAAUUGGAAGCAAAAACAAAAAUCGUGGAGGGUCCCAAUGGAGCUGAAGAAUUUGCUUGUGGCAUAUGCAAUAAACAUUUUACCCAGCUAAAGUAUUUGAAACUUCAUCUGCCGGCUCAUACAGACAGGUAUAGGUGCAACAUCUGCGGUAAGAGAUUUGCUCGCAACGAGUCCCUGCUCAAACACACAUGUGAUGACACAGCCAGUCUAGUGGAGCAGACUGUUGAUGAAGAUGGCAAUGAUUCCUUUUGUUGCAGAGAAUGUAGCCGCACUUUCAACCAGCUUAGUUUUGCCAUCAGACACGCUUCUAUGCACCGAGCUCGUUUUACCUGUGAGAAAUGUGGAAGGACUUUUUUGCGGCAGGAUCUUCUUGAUGAACAUGACUGUUCAGGUGUGCAACUAGAGGAAGGGGAGGUGUCCCAUGAAGCCAACCAUGAGUGUCAAAUCUGUCGUCAAUCAUUCACCAGUGGAAAGUACUUGUUCAGACACAUGGCUAUGCAUACAGAUAUUUAUAAGUGUGAAGUUUGUGGAAAAUGUUACUCACGUAAAGAUUCCUUACAAAGACAUAUAUCUCGCUGCUGUCCUGAACUUUCAGGAGAAUACAGCGUUCAUGUGUGUCCUAACUGUAAAAAAACUUUUGGCACUCAGCUGGGUUUACAGAAUCAUACAUUGAACUGUGGCAAGUACCAGUGUGGAGCCUGUAAGGUGGCCUAUUUCUCUCUCAAAGACCUAGCAGAGCAUGAGUGUUCUGGCAAGGUGAUCAAUGAAAAAGCUAAUGUGCAGUUCCCUUGCAAAGAAUGCAAUAAAACCUUUGCCAGCAUUGCUUACUUGGUGCGCCAUGAGGCCUCACAUCAUGGGGCUUUCAAGUGUGACCUUUGUGAGCGUGUGUUCAUACGCAAAGAGGAACUAAACUGGCAUGCUCCAGUUUGCUCGACCAGACAGAAAAUACAACAGGAAGGCAGCGCACCUUGUGAAACAUGUGGUGAAGUUUUCAAUGAAUGGCUGGCCUUUAAGGAACAUCACAUGACCCACACACACCCCCAUAGAUGUGACAAGUGUGGCAAGAGGUUUAUUAAGAUUGGAACUCUUCACAACCACAAAUGUGAAGCAGUUGGUGAAACUAUCUUGGACCAGUCCAAUCUUCUGUCUUGUGAAAUUUGUCAGAAAACCUUUAAAAACGAGCGCUACCUUUCACGCCACCUAUCUCUCCAUGGCCAGCCAGAGUAUGCCUGCGAGUUUUGUGGGAAACUUUUCACAAGGAAAGAUUAUCUGAAUGAUCACCAGUGUCGUUUACCCAAUGGUACAACAGUUCGAAUGGUCAGGAAGAAAAAUAGAUUAUUUAUUAAAGACAACCUGGCGUGUCCUGAUUGUGGUAAAUCAUUCAGUUCCCGCAGCAAUAUGAUGAAACAUUUGAAAGUCCACGGAGAGAAAAGAGCUGAGUGUCCCAUUUGUCGCAAGCGCUUCCAUUAUGAGAACUACCUGAAGCUUCACAUUGCCACUGUACAUGAGAAGCAAUACCAGUUGCAGUGUACACACUGUGGCAAAGUUUUAUUUUCCAAGACUGGCCUGAUUGCUCACAUUAAACAAUUCCAUGCUGACACAAUCAAGUUGUAUCCAUGCCCCAAGUGUGGCAAGACAUUCAGGCAGAAAGGAAAUAUGAAGACCCAUUUGAUUUCACACACAAAGGAUAGAGCCUAUAAAUGUGAUGCUUGUGGAAAGGCUUUCAAAUAUCCUGAUCAGUUAAACAGACACAGACUGGAGCAUACAUUGUCUCAAAAGUACUCCUGUCAGCUGUGUGACAAGCAGUUUGUGCGCACAUAUGAACUUCGUAAUCACAUGCGUAACUACCACAGUGGCUAUGUAUAUGUGUGUGGUGUUUGCCAUGAGUGCUGUGCCCACCGGCACACUAUCAUUCGGCACUACAAGCGUAAGCACCCUGAGGUUGGUAAUGUGUUUGAGGAGAAACCAGAGUUCCUGGACUCUCUGCAGAAACCUGUCACAGCAGCAACACAGGCUCGUAUGAUGAUAGAAAAUGAAGACAUCAAGCCCAGCAUUAUGCGAGUGGGCCUGCCCAGAUCUCAUGAGAUCAUUGUAACCACGGACGAGGAUGGCAACCAGACAUACACUGGUGGGGAAGUAAUCCUCCAGCAGGGUGUGACUGGAGAAAAUGGAGAACACAUAGAUGGUGAGCCCACAGUUUUUAUUUUGAAGGUUGUUAAUCAGGAUGAAAAUGGCACAAUUCAAGAGAUGGAAUUGACUGAAGACACAAAAGUCCAUCUGGCUCAGUUAUUACAGGCUCAUGGUGCUGGACAGGAUGCCAUCACUCACAUACAGGUUGGUGACCAGACUUUACAGAUACAGAGAGAGGAUGAUGAUGGAUCAGCUUUAAUGGAUGAGGAUUCUGAUAACAUGGGAAUGCAGGAUAUCAAAUUUGAUCCUCAGCAAUUGGCAGAACUGACCAACCAAGCAGAGAAUGUUGUCACCAAACUAACUGCAGCCUCAGCCUUAGGUCAGAGCUUAGUAGAUGAAGUCAUGGAUGCAGGACAAGUAGUUGGCAUGGAAGGGGUGCAAGUGGUGGAGAUGGAUGGUGCAAGGCUUGGCCAAAUCAUCCAGAUGGAUGAAGAGCUUGGCUCAGGGAUGGGCAUACAAAUGGAGAGUGGUCAGGUCAUCCACUUGGACCAGAGUCAGAUUCUGGAGAUGGAGAGAGGGGGCCCAGUGGUGGUAACAUCUGGGGACUUUGUGUCUCAUCACAUUGAAGGAAUGCCUGAGCUUAAAGUACACAAGCGAAGAGGCAGUAAUGGAGAAAUUGUUGUGGAGGUUGAAGGUCAGGAUGGACAGAUGAUGGACAUUGGUCAGUCUUUAACUCACAGUCACCAGAUAGUGACCGGUGAAGACUGUCUUGAAAUAGAUGCCAGUCAAGAAGUGCUGGAAGACGCCAUCCAACAGCAAGAGGACAUACAAGGGGAAAUAAUUCAAAGCUAGAUUUGUCCUUAGAUUAAAAUUUCCAAACAAAGUAAAGAAGAAAAAAAAAUUACUAUCAUCUUUGUGUUUAACCUGGUAAACAAAAGAACCAAAUUAGGUUUUAAAGAAUCCUAUCCUGAUUAUCAGAUACCAGUUUUAGAUAGUAGUUACCUUGUGCUGUACAACUUAAAGGAGAAGAUACAUUCUUUUGUAUAUCUUGUUUUGAACUGAUAUUUUGGGUAUUAAUUCUGAAACUGAAGUCUCAGUCAACAGGCUUACUUCCAUAUACCGGUACUUCAUUUUCUGUGCCAAUGGAACUAGGAAAUAGUUUCUUUGGAAAGUAAAAAUUACUUUUAAUGCACACUAGGAUUAAUUGAAACUACUCUACUGUCAAAGAAAUGAAUGCCCACUAAAUAUCAUACUUUCAGCUGAUGUAUUAGGGAUAUUUAAAGCUGAAUUGUAUGUUGACAUCAUUUGCAAAGACACUUUUUUCACUGAAUAUUAUGUUUAUGUUAUCAGAAAUGUUUACUUUCAUAUUGGUAUUCGAGAUUCCUUACCACAUCAAUACACACUUUUCAUUGGUUUGGUUGCUUGUAGCUUUCAGGAACUUCAUUUUAUAUAAUAGAUCAGUGUAUCAGUCCGGAAGGACAAAAUAAAGAAAAGGGGAAGGCAGGUCAUUACUAUUGUCAAUAGUAAAAUAGUUUUCCAUGUGGUAGCCUGUGAGUGGCCAUUAGACUUUUAUUUGGUUCUGUUUCCAUAUCUCUAAAAGCUGGACUUUGUCUUCUAAUUUAUUUAGUCAGCUUUAUCCCAUGUCUACAAACUUCAGUUUCUUCAUAAAGGUUUUAGGAAUUGCAAUGGCUCUAAAUAACUGACAUAGUGUUAGUUUGUGUGAUUGUGCUUACAUUAGUGCUGUGUUUUCAAACUCACAAUAAAUGUAUGUGAAUAGAAAUGUACAUUGACAGAACUUUAUCCAAUUGUGUAGAAGCAUUUGUCUGUACAUAAGAAGAGUUGUCACUUCUCAUGUUUUUUAUUUUCAUUUGGUUGAUUGUACAGUUGACAUUGUGAAGUUAUACUCUCAUCUGUUAAAGACACACCACACACAUAUACAUAGUUUAUACAUACACACAUAUAUUAAUAUGAGCCAUAUGUCACCCUGAUUUGUGUGCUUUUGUCUAUUUAAAACUAUUUUUUAAAAUAUCUUUUAAUGAUUUCUUUUGCAAGUGUACAUAGCCUUUGUUUUCCUUUCUUACUGCAUGGACCUUGAUGGUUUCUAAAGGCCUGGUCAUACGAGGCUUGGCUGCACUGGUCAGUAAAUUGUGUCCCCUUGUUAAAUGAAUGCAAAUUAAGUCCUUAAGAGGAUGAGAAGUUUUGAUUUGAUUAGUGACUUGUUCAAUGCUUAUGAUCACAAGCAUGUAGAAAUAAAAGAAAGAAUGCAGUUUGAGACUGUGUUUAUAACUGCAUGAAUGUUGAGGAAUGGAGCACAGAAACUUUGUAUCAGUGUAAAUAGGGGCAAUGAAUCACAAUGCAUGCUUUAGCUGAGAGAACACUGUCUAAUAGUUUAUUGAUGUCCCAUUAUCUGACAUUGAGUCUUCAGGGUGUAUUGAUGUUUGAAUGUCUAGAUUCUGAUUCUUUUUGUCUGGAUAAAACUAUUUAUAUGAUAUUGUUUGAAUUUUUUUUUAGUUGACUGAUUUGCACAGUUGAUGAUUUGAAAAUGUUAUUUAGAAUUUUUCUUUCCAACCAAACGGAAUAAACUCAAAUGUACUCUGAUAA
Messenger RNA from Biomphalaria glabrata, 7044 nucleotides. RefSeq lists its product as uncharacterized. Gene Ontology annotation, cellular component: nucleus. Bases 31 to 5295 code for a protein of 1754 amino acids. Gene Ontology annotation, molecular function: protein binding. The record is from RefSeq and is a predicted model, not a curated record. The transcript is spliced from 16 exons. Lineage: Eukaryota; Metazoa; Mollusca; Gastropoda; Planorbidae.